CUGAGCACCACGGUCUGUGAAAGCGAACAGAGGAGUGAAGAGCGAUGGCUUCAGCCGGCCUGGAGAUCCUGGGGAUGAUCCUGACCGUGGCCGGGUGGCUGGGGGGGAUGGUGGCCUGCUGUCUGCCCAUGUGGAGAGUAGCGGCGUACAUAGGCCAGAACAUCGUCAUCACGCAGAUCGUAUGGGAAGGUUUGUGGAUGAGCUGCGCGGUGCAGAGCACAGGACAGAUGCACUGCCGCAUCUACGACUCCAUGCUGGGUCUUCCCGAUGACCUGCAGGCUGCGCGCGCUCUGAUAGUCGUGAGUAUACUGCUCGGUGUGGUGGGCAUGACUCUGGCUGUGGCUGGGGCCAAGUGCACCAACUGCACAUCAGAUGCUGCUAACAAGCCGCGCAUUAUGCUGGCAGCCGGGGUGACGUUUAUAAUGUGUGGACUGAUGCUGCUAGUGGCUGUGUGUUGGACGGCCAACGGCAUCAUCCUGGAUUUCCACAACCCGCUUCUAGAGGAGACGCAGAAGAGGGAGUUUGGGAACUCGCUGUACUUCGGAUGGGGUGCCUCCUGCCUGCUGAUCGUAGGUGGAGGCAUUAUGUCUUGUUCCUGCUGCUCGAAAGCGCAGAGCAAUGCCGUGCCGACGAGAGUGGACUACUCAGGGGUCAAAUCUAUGUCUGUGAAUGGAUAUGACAGGAAAGACUAUGUCUGAGAGGUUUGACUCCGUGCACAUGAAGGACCUUGAGAGAAAAGUCAACAAGUCUGCUAAAUGAUGGCAACAAGCGUUGAAACGUCAAAACGAAUAAAUGACUGAUGCUGAACUUUGAUUACCAACAUAGCAGAUAUAAGAUUAUCGUUUUUGUUUUCAUUUGAAUGCAUUUCAUAUUGUUGCAAGAAGUAAUUUUGUCAUUUUAUCCUCUGUUCUUGUUUGUUUCACAAUCAGCUUAUAGUUGAAUAAUCAGUAGUUCUUAAGUGGUGAUAAUAAAUGCCAUUUUCCACUAAAAUUGCUAAAUGAAUGGUUACAGUUAAUUUUGUGUCCAUUUUAAACAUUCUUCUAUCUAUAAGUAACUUUGCAACUGCAUGUCAACUAAUUUUCAUUAGAGUU
Messenger RNA from Carassius gibelio (silver crucian carp), 1091 nucleotides. RefSeq names its product claudin-9-like. The record is from RefSeq and is a predicted model, not a curated record. Gene Ontology annotation, biological process: bicellular tight junction assembly; cell adhesion. The transcript has a single exon. Gene Ontology annotation, cellular component: bicellular tight junction; plasma membrane. The coding region runs from base 45 to 698 and encodes 217 amino acids. Gene Ontology annotation, molecular function: structural molecule activity. Lineage: Eukaryota; Metazoa; Chordata; Actinopteri; Cypriniformes; Cyprinidae.